Xenia sp. Carnegie-2017 is the source of this 864-nucleotide messenger RNA. Its product is annotated as zinc finger protein 862-like. The record is from RefSeq and is a predicted model, not a curated record. Bases 5 to 784 code for a protein of 259 amino acids. The transcript has 2 exons. Lineage: Eukaryota; Metazoa; Cnidaria; Anthozoa; Malacalcyonacea; Xeniidae.
CAAAAUGGCAGUUGCCGAUCGCGAAAGGAUGGAAUAUCUCUUUAAUGCCACUUACACUGAGUGUAAAGAAGAGUUGCCUUUCAAAAAGUAUAUCCCCAUUUGCGAGCUCCUGGAGAAGUGCGGCGUUGAUCUAGGUAAAUCGUAUCGAACAGACCGAUCAGCCGCUGAGUUGUCAGAUCACAUUUCUGGGGUCAUGAAAGGAAAUCUUGAUGAAGAUUUAAAGGAUGCUAGAUAUUUGUCAGUUUUAUGCGAUUGCAGCACCGAUACCUGUGUAAAAUCACAAGAAUUAUUUUACGUGUUAUAUGUGAAUAAGAACGGUCGUAGUACUUGCAAAUUGAUGUCGGUUGAAACAGUUGAAAACGAUGAUGCUGCAGGGCUGAAGGAAGCUAUGAACGAAGCUUUUGCCCGUUUUGGCAUUACAAACUUUGAAUCAAAACUAGCUGCAACUGGUCUAGAUGGGGCAAGUGUUAAUAUGGGGAGAAAUACUGGUUUAGCAGCUCGUCUAAAAGAAGUCGCUCCUUGGCUCACUGUAGUCCACUGCUUCAAUCACCGUCUAGAAUUAGCUGCUGCCGACGCAUUCAAUGCUACGUUUUUUGCACAAGUAGAUGAAAUAUUGCGUCAACUGUUUUCUCUGUACCAGAAGUCACCCAAGAAACUGAGAGAGCUGAAAAAACUAGCUGAAGUGUAUGGAGAAACUGUCUCUAAGAAAGUCGAUACGUUAGACGCAUCAAGCUGCAGCAAACAUGCUUAUUUUUCGGACCAAGACUCGUCAGAAAGUGACUAAUCGUGUACUAUAACAUGAUAACUUGUAAAUAUGUAUACGUUGAUAAAAUGUUAUAAAAAUAUUACGUUCUAAAAAUAUUA